Molecule: messenger RNA, 375 nt
Organism: Oppia nitens
Lineage: Eukaryota; Metazoa; Arthropoda; Arachnida; Sarcoptiformes; Oppiidae
Exons: 3
Coding region: 1-375 (124 amino acids)
Source: RefSeq, a predicted model, not a curated record
AUGAUAAUCAAUAAACAAAUCGAUGGCUAUCUAUACAGUGGUCUAAACUAUGGAUUAGAUUUGAUGAAAAAAUCAUUGUUGAAGACGGCAUCCGAUAGUGCCGUCAAAGUUGUCAAACAAUUGGUAGUUAAAGUCUAUACCAAACAAAUUGCUACUAAAAAUAAAAAGUCGACCAAAAAACAAAACAAAAAUCUCAUUCAAUUAAGAUCUGGCGAUUUGAUAACGUUUGUCGUCCAGAGGAACGGUAGUAUUAAAGCCAUCGAUAAUGAUGUUGAAGUGAUACCUGUGCCCAGUGGUGAUGGUGAUUGUGGUGAUGAUAGACAAUGUCUAUUAAUGGGGGAACAGUCGGCUAAUAAUACUAAAAAUGUCAAUUAA